GCAGCCGAGGGAAACAUCGGCAGCUUCCGACGACGUCGCUGUGAAAUGGCAGAAAGUGCUGGUGUCACGGAAGCGCAGAGAUUAGGUUACGUGUGAGCCACACAUGCAGAUCUGCGGGUGAUCCCGGCCUGUGAGUGCGAGGGUAAAGGGACUACAUCCGGAGCAGGAGAGGGAUUACUCGGGUGCUUCUACAGACAAACAAGCGGGUGGAAGACAGACGCGGCCCGGGUUGUGUCUCCAGCAGCGGACUGACGGCGGCUCGAUACUGCUGGAAUCCACCGGACAGAGGUUGUGAGAGGAGAGCUCCACUUGGAUGCCUAGUCAGUGUUUCUGCAAGGCUUCACCAUGAACCGGAAUAAGCGUGAAAAGGAGUACUACAGUAUAGAUGUUGGCGAUUCAACAUUUAUGGUUUUAAAGCGCUACCAGAACCUCAGACCCAUCGGAUCUGGAGCCCAGGGAAUCGUCUGCUCAGCGUACGAUCACAACUUUGAGAGGAACGUCGCAAUUAAGAAGCUGAGUCGGCCCUUUCAGAAUCAGACCCAUGCCAAACGGGCCUACAGAGAACUGGUGCUCAUGAAAUGUGUCAACCACAAGAACAUUAUCGGCCUAUUAAACGUUUUCACACCACAGAAGACACUGGAAGAAUUCCAAGAUGUGUAUAUUGUGAUGGAGCUGAUGGACGCCAACCUCUGCCAGGUGAUCCAGAUGGAGCUGGACCACGAGAGGCUGUCCUACCUGCUCUACCAGAUGCUGUGUGGAAUCAAGCACCUACAUGCCGCAGGCAUCAUUCACAGGGACUUGAAGCCAAGUAACAUUGUGGUGAAGUCUGACUGUACUCUCAAGAUCCUGGAUUUUGGCCUGGCCAGAACGGCCGCCACAGGCCUGCUCAUGACGCCCUACGUGGUCACACGCUACUACCGUGCUCCUGAGGUCAUCCUGGGCAUGGGCUACCAGGCCAAUGUUGAUGUCUGGUCUGUUGGAUGCAUCAUGGCUGAAAUGGUCCGGGGUAGUGUGUUGUUUCCUGGCACUGAUCAUAUCGACCAGUGGAACAAGGUCAUCGAGCAGCUGGGGACGCCAGCUCAAGAGUUCUUGUUGAAGCUCAACCAGUCUGUGAGGACAUAUGUGGAGAACCGGCCACGGUACGCCGGCUACAGCUUCGAGAAGCUCUUCCCUGACGUCCUGUUCCCUGCAGACUCUGAACACAACAAACUCAAAGCGAGCCAAGCCCGAGAUCUAUUAGCCAAGAUGCUGGUAAUUGAUGCGUCCAAACGGAUCUCAGUGGACGAGGCUCUCAAGCACCCCUACAUCAAUGUGUGGUACGACCCGACCGAAGUGGAGGCGCCACCACCCGCGAUCACAGACAAGCAGCUGGAUGAACGAGAGCACACAGUGGAGGAGUGGAAAGAUUUGAUAUACAAAGAGGUGUUUGACUGUGAGGAGAGGACAAAGAACGGCAUCAUCAGGGGACAGCCAGCGUCCAUAGCACAGGUGCAACAGUGAGCAGCAGCCCCAAGCCUUCCUCCUCGUAGACACACCCCCCUCCUCCAUGUCCACCCACCUGACCCUGACCGAUGCUGACGGCAGCCUGGAGAUUGGCCCACCGUCGUCGCCACCGCUGCUGCUAUGACCACCGGCCUCCUGGGCUGCUGCAGAUGACUAUCGUCUCCACCUGCCCCUGGUCCCGGCCUGGGCCACGCCCCCCUGGUCACCUCUGACCGCUCAGUCAGAUGCAGGCUUAUGGCCCCGCCCCCUUUACCUGAGUCCUCCCACCCCCACUCUGUGCUCGUCUCCAGUAGUGUAGUGAUUAGCCAGCUAGCUGUUUGAGAAAUAUUUCUGAAAGGACAGAUCAUUUUUCUUUUAUUUUUAUGAGUUAUAGUCCUUUAUUUUUAAAUUAGGAUCUUUUUUUUUUGUCCUAGCUGUAAUUUAUUGUGGCAUUUCUUAAUUUUUCAGAAACCUAAGAUGAUGAUAAGAGAAUUUUUAUGAUUUUACUACGUUCCGGUUUGUAUUAACCGACAGUGAGAGUUUAAAGAAAUAUCUGUAAACUGUUUAAUGUGAUUUAUUUUUCUGUUGAAAGUCGUUUUCUUCACUUGCUUUUACAACUUGCCAUAUAAAUGUAGACAGAGUUUGUACAGAUUUUAUGGUAGAUGUAGUUUUAUCUAUGAGUUUGCAGUGAGCCAUUGAGACAUAAUUUUAUUGACAAAUGUACGGUCUAAGUACUCCCCUGACCUUAUGUCACGUCAUAUGGAAAUAGUUUUAAAUGCAUAUGACGUAUGCUUUUAUUUGAGUGACUGAGGUCACUUGGAUUUAUUUGUAAAAUUAUUUUUUCUUGUGAGUCACUACUACAGCCUACAUUGUAAAUUUCAACUCAACGAAAUCUUCUUAAUUUUGUUCCUUCUUCACUACUUGAUUAGUCCAAAUUUGAAAAAUCUUGAGAUAUUCUUUCAGCAAGUGAUCACACUUGAGCUUUGGGAUCAAUGACGGCACAGUGAGGUCCGGCAAGAUACUUUGGAAGAUUUUGACAACUGUGUUGCGAUUUUUUUAAGUGCUUUAAAGUACCUCCUUUCUUGUCUGCAACAGGCAGUGGGACGUUAUGGAAGUGAAGUGGUGGUGUUGCUUUGGAGAACUGGCUGCACGGAGCUGCCUCACGUUCUCCUCCGGCUUGCUUUGGCACUGAGGGAAUUUGGAAUGUUUUAUUUUUUGUCGUGCUCCGGGAGGUUUGUUUGAGAGGUUUGAGUUGUGCGUUGGAUUUAAAAUCGGUGAUGGUGUUGAGUAGAAUGUGCUUCAGUCAAGUAGGGAAUUGUGAUAUUGAGAUCGCGUGUGAACAUGUGGGUAUUAAGUGUCUCGGCGGGAUUAGCGAUUAUGCAGCCUGGUGGUGUGAAAAGAUGUCUGCUUCCUACUACCACAUCCUGUUAUUAGUAAUGUACUUUUGUGAAUUUGAAAAAUCAAAAAGGGAUCCUUUUUGUUUUUUUCUUCCAGAAAUUGGCCAAACACUUAGCUUACCAGACUUGCCUGCAAUUGUGAAUUAAAGAACCUAAAACUUUGCAUGUUAAAUCAGCAGGACAAAAGAACCAAGUAGAAGGAAACGUUAUUCUUACUGUAUGCAAUAAUAGUGCCCUUUUUAAGUGUUUUCGAUUUUUUUUGAAAGGAAAAGUGCCUGUUUGUCAUUCAUUCCUGAGUAGGUGGGAGGAAGUGUUUCAUCACGUGUAGGUUUUUAUGGCAUUUGGAUAAUAACAGGAGUAGUAGUGUCCAUAUCAAACCAAUAAUGUAUGAUUGGGUUGUAGUUCUCACAAAUGUAUUGUAUAUUUUUCUACUUGUUUUGCUUUUGACCCUUGGGCAGGGAGACUGGUGUCUCGCAGGGUAAAGAAAGUGGCGCUGUAUGCUGCGGGAUGCUUAAGCUUGUGUUUGAGUCAUUUCAGAAGAAAGGGCAGUUUUAUCAAGGUCUUUCAUCAAAGUAAUAAAAAUAAUGCUGCGAGGGACAGUAACUGAAAUUCAUUUUAAUUGUACUUUUUCUGCUCCUUUUGAUGACUAAUUAAAUGUGGUGAUUGUAAAAGAGAAAAACGAACCGAAAAGUUCAGAUUUGACGUUUAACUACUGCAGCAAAUGAAAAUGAGAGAAUUAUAUUAUAUUGUCAGUAUUUUGUGGAUGGUUUUGGAUGUUUAUCGUUAAAAGGCCGAUCUAUACUCUCUUCCUUGGCAGAUAAAGAUCGUUUUGGUCAUAAAUUCGUAUAUCAAAGGAGUUGACGAUAUUUAGUAAUUCGCUCUGUGCGCCAUCUAUCGGGACGUUACGUAGCCGUUUCGCCUGCUCAAAAUGUUUGCGCAUUUGUCACGGAUCGUGAGCCUGUGUGAUGGUUUUUUCGACAGAAGAGGCAUAUGAUUAUCUUAACUUAUAACACAGAGUACAGCCGUCUAGAACCUGUUUUUGUCCCUGACAUGGACAUGUACCCACUGAACUCUAAGCUAACUAUGGGUUUUCUGUAGCUUUGUGCUGUGCUGAGCUUUGGUGACUUGUUAUUUCACGACGGCUUUCGGGCUUAUCACAUACAUUCGGACAUGCACCAGCUUUUUGGGAUUCCGUUACCAAAUGGGAGAAUGCUUUAUUUCUUGUAAUUUACUAAAUCGGGUUGCACCACUUAAACUGGCGCCCAAAAGUAGUGGAAACAUUACAAAGCUUAACUCAUUCUAACAAGAUUAAUGUAAUAAAAUUGUUAUUACCUAAUAAUUAUAAAUAUGCUGGCAUUUAUAGUAGCUACAACAGAUAAUCCUUACUUUAUUGGCAAGCUCAUGUUUUAUUUAAUAGUUACUGUAGCUACACAAUAGUAGAGCUAGUUUUUGUGGUGCAACCCAUUUUAAUUCUUCACUGCAUCUCGACUUUCUUAACACUAUAUAUUAUAUAACUCCGAUAAAUUCAAACUUACAAAGAGCUGGUGCAACGGCUCCUUCUUUCUUUUCAGUGACCAGAAUGGAAAACAAAUCAACGAUCCGUUAGCAAAGUUAGCAUUAGCACAGCACAACGCUUCAUUUAUUUCAGACUCCAACAGCAAAAAAUGUCAAAUUGUAAAUGCGCUGCAGGAAUCUUGACAGACGGGGAGUAGAACCUAGGACAGGAUCACAUCCUUACGAAAGGCAGCAAUAGCGGGGAGAAAAUUGACGUAUCCGUUUUUUUUUUUGUUUUUUUUUUUCUUGUUAGCACAUUUGUCAAAUUUGUGAAAAAUAAUCAAUCAGAGAAAAACACUUUGUUGUCUAAAGUGCUCUUAAUUUUUCUACCCCAACAUUAGGAGCUGUUGCUUGUUUUUUUUUCAUCCACUUAUUAGGUCGUUUUUGCUUUUUGAUAUAAUUACUGCAUCUCUCCAAACAAUGUCAUUCUGAUUUAAGUCGGCUUUGAUGAACUACCUCACACUGAAUUUCUGCCAGUUCUUGCAUAUAUUUAGUCGCCUGCAGAAUUAGCUAUCGAAGACGUGUGAAUAACAGAUUCCAUUAUUUAUUUAUUUGAAAGUGUACUAUUUGUCGGUUUCAGCAGACUUCUAGUUUUGUACAUUAUGUAUACUUCACCUAGAAGUAAGAGAAUUGUUAUAAGUUUUUUUUUUGUUCUUUUUAUGUUUUCUUUUCUUUGGUUUUUAAACUAAAUGUGCAAUACCUUCAGCAAACUUUGCUAGUAGUAUGUGAUGGGCCUAGCCUUUGUUAGCUGUCUCCUGAAGGUAAAGAAAAUGUUUGGUACUGUCAAUCCAUGUUUUCCUUUUUUUAUGAAUAAGAUCAAUUUUUAUUUCCGUGACUUGUUUAUAGUCAUACUAUUAUGUAAUCAGUCUUACCCACCAAACAAAUCUGUAAACCAGGGUAUGAUUUAGGGACAGAGGGUUCUUUGAGUCAGAACAUGGCAGACAGAUUCAUUUUAUGGGAUGUGGUAAGGACAAUAAUGUUAGUGAACACAAAAAAAAAAAAAGAUGUGUAAAAUACCUACAAUAAAUCAUUAAAUGUGUGGUGCUGGUUUGUAAUGUUUGCUAGUGAAUCCAGCCAUGCAAGUAGUUUUAAGAAUUCCUGGAUCUGCGCGUCCCCAAAAACCGCAGCCAACGAAGAAGUGCACUACUAGAAUACACGCACUGGGAUCUGAUGAUGCCACAUCUUUAAAAAAUAUUACAAAAUAAAAAAACAUGUACUGCAAAUAAAAAAAAAAUACACUUUGA
Platichthys flesus (European flounder) is the source of this 5677-nucleotide messenger RNA. It is a transcript of the gene mapk8b, whose product is annotated as mitogen-activated protein kinase 8b. Gene Ontology annotation, molecular function: ATP binding; JUN kinase activity. Gene Ontology annotation, cellular component: cytoplasm; nucleus. The record is from RefSeq and is a predicted model, not a curated record. Lineage: Eukaryota; Metazoa; Chordata; Actinopteri; Pleuronectiformes; Pleuronectidae. Gene Ontology annotation, biological process: JNK cascade; protein phosphorylation. The transcript is spliced from 12 exons. The coding region runs from base 346 to 1500 and encodes 384 amino acids.